This is a messenger RNA of Serpula lacrymans var. lacrymans S7.9, 423 nucleotides long. RefSeq lists its product as uncharacterized. The coding region runs from base 28 to 300 and encodes 90 amino acids. The record is from RefSeq and is a predicted model, not a curated record. The transcript has a single exon. Lineage: Eukaryota; Fungi; Basidiomycota; Agaricomycetes; Boletales; Serpulaceae.
CGUUUUCGGCCGUUAUCUCUACCUUCCAUGCCAUCUUUAUCUGCUAGUGAGCUAUGGAGUAGUCGUGUGCACGAUGUGAAUGGCGGAUCAUUCCCGGUCUCUCAGAGCAAAGGAGAUAUGGAGCAAACAUUGGAUCAAAAUGUUCUCACCUUGGAGUGGUGUGCUUCUUCAUCAGUGCCGGCUGUAACGAUACCAGCGCCCGUGUUAGAGGCCUCUGCAGUCUCACGGCGUCAUACCUUGAAUUCAAUGAUACCUACCGCUAUCCAGGCACUUCAACUUCCAACCUCGCCUUCCUCCUAAUGUAUCGCUAUUUUUUCUCAUUGACUGUGAUACUGGAUAGUUGAAGACAUUGUAGUGGUGCAAGGGUUAUAAACAUUCUGUGUAGCAUCCGAUGCUCUUUCAAUUCGCUGACCUGAUAAUAGU